CAGUUUUCUACAGUACAGCUCAAGAUUUUUGCAAAUAGACCUCUUUGCUCUGCACACACUGAUGUCAGAUCCCAUUCUAUUUGGAGAAUGUAACAGUUGGAGCAGGAAUGGCAGAAAUACAGGAAGACAGAAAUAUUCUUUGGGAAUCUGGAGUGGGAAAAGGGAGAAAAGAUGGAUUUCUCACCUUCUUGUAGCCUUCCAUCAGCUGCAGCAGCUCCACCAGGAAAGAUGGUUUUGACAUAGAUUCCUAUUGGCCCAUAAAUGCUGUCUUUCCCUCCAACAAUGCUGAAGCCCAAACCCUAAUUUAUGGAAGAAAAAUGUCUACAACUAGCAACCUGAGUACCUGAAGUCAGUUUGCAGUUGAGAAAUGAAGCAAAACACCACGUAUGCAGUAAAGUGAAACUAACAGGUGUGAAAGUGCGUGGAACAUCAGUCAAAAAUUCAAGUUCCACAUAUGCUAUACUAUAAGUCACGAUCUUAACAUGCAAACAAGCUUAUUAAUUUAACAUAGUGUUGAGAACAUGAAAAAUUCCCAAGGAGGAGGAAGAUAUCUGUGCAAGACCAAGAAUGUACUCUCUGGUGAUUUCCCAUAGCACUUACUGGGGUUCUCCCUCCAGAGCAGUCCAGCUGUUGGGAAAGCGAUUUCCGAUUGGUAUGGAGAGCAUGAGGCUGCCGCUCUCUGAAGGGCACAGCUUUCCGGGGUGUUGUGCAGUCCAUGUCCCCUAUCCAGUAUGGGUUUACACCUGUGGCACGUGGAGAGAGUGGCCAAAUUACUUCUCCUAGCUUUGGAAAUCUCUGCACAUUCAUCUGAUCAGCAGGUACCUGGCAGCCUGAGAUCCCUUUCCAGAGAGAGGCACAGUUUGGACUCCUGGAAAGCUUGAUUCCUGAGCUGCUGUUUCCUCUGGUUGCACACAAUCUGCAAAUGCAGUUGUCCUGAUUCAGAAAGAUGAAAGAUUGCAUUAAAGAAAAUGUACCACGGAUGCUAAAAGUUACAUACACUUCUAUUGCAUCUCAUGAAGAAAUGCUAAACAUGAUCUCAGAACCAGAUUGUCUCCAAGAGGAAGAAGAAUUGGCCUUUAAUGAUUGUCUGCUAUUAAUGUGGAGCGUCUGAAUUUUACGAAGCUCUUUUGUUUUUGAAGAGUGCUCCCAGUGAGUAAUAGGCCACCAAAAAAACUGCUAAUCUUGUGAGAAGCAAGCUGCAAAGGAGAUCUUUUAAUUUAUAAAUUGAGAAGCUGGUGUCCCAGCUGUGUCAGUGCUACAGUGAGUGUGCCUCAUCUUAGAAGCUAAGCAGUCCAUGAGCUGGUUGGAUGGAUGAUGCCCAAGUAAUGUCACAUGCUGGAGACACACUGAGCUAUAGUCGAUAUGAGUGAAUCUUGGAACAUGGAAAUCAAAUGAAUUAAAAAAACCAUUCUCAUUACUGCUAGCAGUCCAUUUAGAGGAGGAAAAAAAUCAUGGCUAUUUAGAAUAUAUAGUGAAAGUAGAGGACGUUCAUUGAAAUCUUUGAUGUGAGAGAUUAAUGGAUCAGACUGAGAAAUUCUUUCCCAGGAAAAAAAAAAUGAAGUUGUUCAGUUGCAUGAGAGUUCCUAACACCUUCAGGGACAUACUUAAUACUGUUGGGAAUGGAAAGCAAAAGAGCAGUGGGAUAACCUCAACAACACCACAGAAAGAAUGGAAUCAAUUUUCUUGAACAAAGGCAAGGAUCCUUCAGCUCUGAAUCACACAUCGUGAAUUUCUGAAGUGUCACAUGGAAAUGAAGAGAGUGUGUCGUACUUUAAGACUUGAAAAACACUUGCUGACUCCUUACUUAAACAGAGAAUUUUCAAGUUUAAGAUAAGACACGUGGUAUAGAAAGAUGAUGGCAGGCUUGUGCCAUAUGGAAAAUAGAAAUCACUGCUGUCAUAAUAUAGGGCAAAGCCUCAGCAUCAGCAGUACAAAUAAGGUUCCUGACCCUCCCUGUUCAGUGACACCAACACACCGACCUAAGAGGGGGUUGAUUCCCUCACCAGUGAUCCUUAUCUGUUCAACAGCAUUAGUUCUCAUUUGCAGCCGCCUUGGACUGGGCUGUGCUGGUGAUGACACAUGGAGGAUCAGAUCUUGUGAUCUCCAUCAGAUUCAUUACUGAGCAGUACUAUUAGAACUGAAUUGUUGCAGACGCCAAGGAUUUCCAGGCAGUAGGAAGAGAUAGAGAUUUGGAAACACUCUAAUAAAAGGAAAACGUGGAGAAAAACCUGAAUUUUACACGUGGUCCUGCCUGCUCAUGGAAAUGGCCAAGGAAAGUGUUGAGACACCUGCUACCCUUUCUAUUAUGUAGCCUGAAGAUUCUGGUUUUAUUGGUCUAUCACUAAAUUCACAGAGGAGGGAGUUUAAAAUGGGUUGUAAAAUUUUGCUUACGCUGUCUCAUGUUUAGUGGUCUCCUGUGAGUUCUAGAUAAAAUGUGGGCAGUGAAGACAAGCAUCUGGUCUGUGAGAAUGGCGUAUCAGGGCAAAAAGCGCAGCUGAAAUCUCUGCCUUGUGCAGCACCUACUGUAGCCCUGAAACUCUCUGCCCGUGGUAAUACAAUUGUGGCUAAUUUAUAUUUAAAGUGCUUACAAAAUGAAAAGAAUUUGGCAUCAUUUUUCCAACAAAUAGGUGUUCAGGGUAUGAGUUUUCACCUGGGUGACCAUAAAUUUGUAAUGUUAGCGCUGUUUUUUGAAUACUAAUCCUAUAGAAGAGCCAUGAUUUUGAUGCUGAGUAGUGAACAGUGGAUAUCAAGUAGCUUUCCUGGAAAGAUGGAAAAAUAGGGGUAUGAUUUUGUGCUUUAGCAAACAGUUCCUCGCUGAGCUUAAAUAGAGAGAAUAUUGGCCUCGAGUAUAAAAUGAAAUUUUAUGCUGUCAGUACCACGGAAUCGAAAUAUCAAUCAGGAAGCAGAGCUACGUACUGUUUACCAUUGAACUGCCCUGCACUGUAACACACACGUUUUUGUUUAGCAAUAGAGCACUCAUUCACACAAAUUCUCAACAGUCCCCGUGUUUCAAUCCAAGCUGAUGGAGCUGGAAGCUCCAACGGAUUGGAAAGCUUUUUUCUUUUUUUCUUUUUUUUUAAUUUUCUUCCCAUUGUCAUAUGCUAUUGCAUUUCCUGACUACGGGCUGAAUUCUGUAGUCCUUAAGCCACUGGGAGUUUUGUUCAUUCUGGAUCUGGACUUCUGCCAGAGCCAGCAGCAGAAGCAGAAAUAUCACAAGGAGGGGCUGUAUUUUCAUGAUGUUUCACUGUAACCUUUUGCAGUUUUUUUCCAUCUUCUCUGUACAGUAAUUGUUCAGCGCCCAGCGGUGAACUGAAAAGCACAUUUUUAGAAGCUGUAAGGAAAAAGAGACAGAGCCCCUCCUGCGCCUGCUGUGUUGUGCUAAUGAAUCACAGAUUUAAUGCUCAGAAGAUGUUACAAUGAGUCGGUCUCAUCAAUCUGACAAAGAGAACUUUAACCUGUAAUUCCUGUAUCGAUGAUGAUAAUAACUGCUUCAGUUUACUGUCAGUAGUAAGCGACAAUGUUAACCACAUCAUGCCCGUCUGUCAAUGGUCUGCAGAGUAUGGGGCGGCUGCCUGCUGCGUAGAUACUGCAAGGGAGGCCGAUGAUGGACAGCCAACAGUGCUGAUGAUACUGACAGCAGAGCUGAGGGAGCUAUGGUGGAAUAAGAGGAAAAUGACGUCUUUGUGCCCAAAAGAGGCCUUUCCGUGCGUCGCUUUUCAUUCAUUCAAGGUGCUGCCUUGUGCCAGCCUACCAACCAAAAGAAAUAAAAAAAGAAGAAGAAGAAAAGGGCGUAAACUCAUCACAGACCCUCCAUACACAAGGCUGAUGAAAAAAAUAGAAGAUGUCUUAUCCAGUUACAAAGCCUGCAUGUGGCUUCCUCCUCUGAUGAGCCUGUUGAGCCAAAAUAGUACCUCACUGAAUAGAAAAGCAGCCUCUGAAGGCUCGGGUCUAUCAAGCAUACUACCACCCUCAUCACCAGGAUUUCCUGUAACUAUUACCCAGUAAUUCUUGUCUUCUUCAGCUCGAUGAGAAUCCAGGAACAGGAAAUCCUUCAUAUUCAAGUCGCAGUUGUGGAUCCAAGAAGGUUGCUUGCCAGCAUGUCAAAUAGGAAAGCUCAUCUGUUAAAAAUACUUGCUGAAGAGCUUUUCAGCGUAUCCCAGAGCCAUCGAGGAGUAAAUAAAUCCAUCAUCGUUCCCAUAGCACCACACCGUGGUCAGCUCUGGGAAAGGACUAUUCAGACCUUACAGGACUAUUCAACUUUGGUCAGUUUAUUUUUCAUCACAUAGAAUCCAGAUUUGCUCCUAACAAUUGUUAGCUUUAUUAAGUGGAAUUGUUUCAUGUUUUGUUUGCUAACUUAUGCUGGUGUACCAACUGACCAGACUUAAAGGAAAUGCCAAACCUGGUCCUGCAAAAGAAGUUGUUAAGAAUAGCCCUGGUGGUUGUAAACCUCUGGCAUGGACUGAUCAAAGUAAUGAGCCUCAGUCUGUAAAAAUCAGGAGGGAUGAUUCUGUUCCCAUCAGCAGGAAAAUAUUAUGGAAGCCUGGCAGCAUCUCAGGAAGCCUCUGCAGAAAGAUUUCUGAGUUUCCCACCCAGCAAUGCAUUCAGGAAAGGACACGCCAAACCUGCCCUAAAUUCCCGGACUUCAGUGCUUUAAAGUUUUGUCUUUGGAAAGAUUAACACUGCAAGGACACUGUGUCAUCCUCAGGUUUCCAACCUUUCUGGGUGACAGACAACAGCAACAUGAAGAAAAGGAAACAUCUGAAGUGAAUGUCCUGAGAUGGGGAAAUCAGAAGAUCACCCCAAAUGACACCAUGGACAGCCGAGGCUCUAAACUCAGAAUUCAUAUUUUGUUACCCAAUGGCACAAGCACUUCUCUCCUUUAAAACACUCCUAAUUGUGGUUUUGAGUUUGUUUCAACAAGAAACUUACUGAUUGAUCAAUCAAAGACCCUGUUGCUGUUUGAUGCUGCUGGACCCAUCAAGCCAGAAUGCAUAUUUAAAAAGACGGAAAUCGAAGACACCUAACCAUUACUUAAUGAUAUACACAUGUCAGCUGCCAAAGGAGCAUCCCCCUGAUGUCUGGGGUGUAAAUGCAGCCGUGUCUUGAGACUGGGACAAGAGGUGCUAUCAAGACAGCAUUCAUCAGGGGCUGAGAAGGGAGUUUUGAAUCACUAGCAAGUUUGCUGCAUCGACACCAUCACCCAGUCCUGUUGCCACUCGUUUUCUUUCCCCCCAUCCUCACAGAGAUGCUACAAGGAUUUAGUGGUCUAUCUGUCUGGCUGCAAGAGCUUGGAGUCAAAUGUCUACUCAGCAUGCAGUUCUACAAGACACAAGCAAUGGAAUACUGAGAAAGUUUUGAAUGGAUCCGGUUCUGGUUAAAGGAAACAGAACUUCCCCAAUGUUCUCUUAAGAAUUCUGCCUAUUUAAGUGGAAUGGGACCAAUCCAUACUUAAGCAAAUAUUCCAGUACUAGCAAAAAUGUAGUUUCCAGUAGUUUCCUGUAAAAUGCAUUCAUAUAUUUUAAUUCCAAAUAUUUGUAAUUAUAAACAACGAUGACAAAGUAAAAAAAAAAAAAAAAAAGAGAGAGUUCUGCAUCCAGGGCUGUAUAUAAAUAAAGGGAAUAUAUAUGUCAGCAUACGUUUUAGUAAGGGAGGGGCCCAGCUCACACUGGGAUGGCUGCUGCCCUUCCUCAUUGAUGUGCCAUUUAUCCACUUACGCAGCUGCUGCUGAAACAUCAGCAUUUACAGCCAGAUUGAACAUGAGUUUGGUGCUAUUUGGUCUGAGCAGUUUUGGUACUUAAUAGUUGGUAUUGAGUAGCUGUUAAGCAUCCUUUCUGCCAGAAGCUGAGCUGCUCCUGUGUAGCAGGGGAAACUUGGAGAGAGGAGAGACCAGAGGAAGAAACAGAGAACCUAUUCCAAAAUCAGCCUGCUGAUUUCACAGAUUGAUGCUCUAAGAGGAAGAUGAUAACGAUCAAAAUAAACAAGCAAGUCAAACUCCAGCUCUGUGGAUGAGAGCCUCAGUUCUCCAGACUCUUACUGAUACUUUUCUGCUCAGGAAAGCCUUGCUCACUUUGCCAUGAGUGAUUCCUGAAGACAAGUUGUACCGGCACUCAUUAUGUCCUUCCUGCUCUUCCUCUGGAAAGAUCCAGUUCCUCUUAAUCAUUCUGAAUCUCAGCACACAGCCAUGGGACAUGCCUCCCAUCCUCUGCUAAGAUGUAAUGAUGAAAUAACAUAUAUAAGACUUCAAAAUAAUGGAUAAAUUCUUCCUUCAGAAUAACCCAGUCGUUUCUUUAUAGAAAGAGUUUCAGGAACAGUGAAAGACGUGAACCCAUAUCAUUAGAAGAGCUGACUGCAGUAACUCUUGAUGACGUGCUUGCUAUUCCAGACCGUAUCCCAUCCAACGAAGAACACUGUCCUGCAGAGCUUACACUCAAACCCAAUGAAAUGCGCAUGCUUACAAAGGUACCGCAGAACUAAAUAAUACACUGAUGUGCUUCCAGAAUCUUUCUGGCAACAGCUUUUUAAACAUUAAAGGUAGAGUUUUGUAUUUACACUGCAGUUUAUGGAUAGCCAUAAACAUUAUAGAAGACAUUUCCUAGCUGUGAAAGGGCUGAAGAUCUAAAUCUACCUCACCUCUUCUAAUUUAUUUUGCGCCAUAAAUGAUGUUGAAAUAUACUGAAUUUAACAACUUUCAAAUAGUUUCUGUACUUCGCUUGUGUAUUUUAGAAAAGUAAAUCGUAUAAACGCACUUCCCCCCCAGUCAGAAGUAAGUAUGACAUCAUAUAAAGGGAAUGUACACAACCCCAAAAGUGUCCUGCUGGUUUGUGUUAGCUUCCCUGGUCAGAUUCAUCCUGCGUAGCUCUAGUUAAGCUUUACCAGUUUGAAAAUAGGCAGAUAUCUGUUUGAACAAAGAGGGAACAAAGAGUUCACUGCGGGGAGAAGCUUCCCUGCACCCAGCAAACAUGGAGCAAAGCUGAUAGGAACAUUCCAAAGAUGGCCGUGAAGACUUAUCUCAGCAAAGCCCCUCAGAAGUCCAGCAUGUUGGUGAGGCAUUGGCACAGGCUGCCUGGAUGGUGGUCCCUGGAGGUGUUCAAGAACCGUGGGGAUGUGACACCGAGGGACCUGGUCAGUGGCCAUGGUGGGGGUGGGCUGAUGGUUGGACUAAAUAAUCUUUGUGGUCUUUUCAAGCCUUAAUGAUUUUAUGAUUCUAAAAUGAACCCCUGGAAAGGGCAAGGAGACCAGCUCUCCCCGCAACCCAGCGCCUUGCAAGAGUCUGCCCCAGCCAGAGCUCGCGCUCAGCCUGAGAUGUGUUUGCCAUCCAGUGUUCUGGGCCAGCAUUAAGACAGAUGUGGUAUUGAGGACCAAAGACUGACUUUACCAAAAAGAAAGGAUGCUGACAGAAGGAAUCAAGCACAUACUUUUUACACCGAUCCAGCAGCAAAUGUUUGUUUGUCAGUUUGUUCCAAAAAGCAGCUGAGGAAAGAAGUGGAGAUGAAUCUGAGCAAAAAUCAAGGAUGGGAAAGUUCAGAGAUUGCGGUGAUGGCAGAGCUCCCUUGUAAAACGAGAGCAGGAAAAAACUGCAAACAGAAACAAGUCCAUUGUCAGCAUGGAGCCACCGCUCCCCCUUCCAGUGGAGUCUACUUUAGCUCUGAAGCUGGAAGUAAAAGUGCUCCAUGAAGGCUCGGAUUCUGGAUCACAGCCUGCAGCUCCACAGUCACACCUGCCCGUGGGAAUUUGAACACAGCGUUCCCCAGGUGCUGCAAUUGGGUCAGCAGCUCCAGCAUGGGGCUCAGGCACAGGCAUGGCUCUGUGGGAGCUGGGCAGCUUCAUCACUGCUGGCAGCAGACACCACCCAGGGCGCAGGAAGGGAAUGUGUAUUUAUCAUCUCCAGGCAGACUAUGGAGCAGGAGCAGUUCUGUAUAAUGGCUUUGCUGCAGCACAGUUCCUUAUGGCUGGAAGCGAGGACAGGGCCUUCCUUUCCUGAAGGCAUCGGAGGACACACUGGGGCUCUACACCCUGAUGCGACACAGCUGCAGUUUCUUACAGGAUUUGAUUUUCAGGACCAAAAAUUAAAGAAAAAGAAAGAAAUUGAGAAAGAAAUCGAGAAAGAAAUCUCUCUUCAGCAUUACAGGCUUUUUUUCAAGAGGGUGGUGACUGCCAACAUUACCAUGGAAACCCCCAAAAAUAAAGACUUUCCCAGCCUUGUGAGAGCACACCUGCAAGGACAAGACCGGCAGUUAGCCUUUUGCCUGUCAAAAGCGAAUCUCCUUCAUUCUUGGUGUCACCUAAGGACAUUUUUUUACCAUCGGACUGGAGCUUUCUGUUGUACACAUGACAAGCUUUCAGAGAAGGAGCCUGGUGGUUAUGAGAGGAAACUUCCAUGGAACUAUGCAGAAUUGAUAACUUUUAAAGCCCGUUUUGCUUCAACUUCUGAGCACCAUUCUACAUCUGCAAAGCGCACUUCUCAUCCUGGGGAGAGUCAUCUCCAGCCCACCGGGAUUCUCAAAGGAAAAGGGAAAACAACACAGCAAAAGCUUCAAAGAUACUUGCAUUUCACUACAACUCUUUGUGAGCACUACAACCUGCAGUGCCUUAGCCAGCAACGCUAUCUCUGAAGUUUCAAAGAUAACACCAAUAUGCCCCUGCAGUAUGUACCACUCACUUCAGCUGCUCAUCAGCCUGCUCCAACACUACCAACUCCACUUACAGGCUUAUAUGGGAACUGUUGAGUCACAGCCUGAACCUCUGAUUGACCACCUGAGGCGAGCACCGAGUCAGCUGCGGGAGCACAGGUGAAGGCAAUUCAGCUGUGUGACCAGAAGGGGUUACACAGACCCCCCAUUUAAGGCCUGACUGCCAUUGAAGAAGGAUUUCUUCCUGGAGAUUGCCCUUUGUGGAGUUUUUGUGAGCCUACAACACUGACACGUUGCAGAUGCCCUUCAGCAUCCCCUGGUAUAUCUGGAAGCAGCCCCAAGUGCGGGGCACAGUAACAUGAAAGCACCAGGCUAGACCAGGAGGAAGGGUGCACAAGUGGAGCAGGCCCUGCCCCAGCUGUGAGCCCUGCAGGCCUCUAGCACCGUCCCCACACAUCCCACGCUAACUUCUGCCCCAUCUAGGAUCUAUGCAAAGGAAGGGUGGAGCCGGUUCCUCACCUCCCUUCUGCAGCCACACAAGAUAGCACAUCCUGAAAGCAUUAUGUUUGCUGCAGCCCCUUUUUCCUCCUUCCCCUCAGCGUAACUACAGGAAAAAAAAGGAAGGGCAGGCUGGGACACUAUCUCGGCUUCCACGCAGACAUGCUGGAAGGGAGGGAGAUGCAAAGGAUAGCUGAGCAGCCAGCCACAAACACUUAGGAGGCGCAGGACCUCCCUGUAGAUGGCCUUGGCUUCCUCGGAGCCCCCUGGGAGCCCUACAGCUGUUCCUGCCAUCCAGAUGGGAAAACACACGUGCACGCAUGUGAAAGUCUCUGAGGAAAUACCUGGGGAGGACUCCUCUGCUGGAUAUUCCAGCAAACAGGAUUAUCUAAAGUCAAGGUUAGAACAGCAGGUGUCUAUCUGUACAUGUAUGUGUGUGUAUACACAGACAGACACAUAUGUACAUGAGAGAACUUUCUCACUAAGCUGCAUCCAUGCCUCUGCGGCACGCAGUGAUGAAGUUAGACUGCAGCACAGUGCAGUGUGAAAGUCACACCCCCAUGGGAGUAUAGGUUGGAUGGAUUCUCCACAAAGAUAAGUGCAAUUCAUAGAAGUCAAAAAGUUUCAUUUCAAAAUAAACAAGACCCAAUACUGGGGUCCACUAUACUGAAGGAAAACUGUUUUUUUUUUCUGACCCUGAGGAUAUGGAUAUAUAAGCUCAGGGUGUAUCUUCUUUGACAGGAGGUAUUUGUCCACUACACGUUUUACUCAUGUUUGAAAUUAAGUAAAAGCACGACAUGCAGGACAAGAGAAACACAAAUGCUAUGGAGGAAAGACCUUUCACUGACUGCUCUAUUUCCAUAACCAAGGACCUACUUCUUUAAGGAAACAAACAGUAGUUGUACAGUACACGUUUAAACCACAGUAACAACAGUCUUAAGGUACAUUUUCCAAUAGAUUUCAACGCUGUUCCAUUUGCAGAGCUGUAAGAAAAAAAUCCAGUUAUGCAAUGGAGCUGGGCAGACGGAUGAGGCCUACUCACACAAAGACUGGCUUUUCGUAUUUACUUUUCAGGGAACGUAUAGAGGGUAACAGAUGGCACAAGCCCACAGAUAUCAAGCUGAAAAGGUCGCUGCAGUUACACUAACUACUGUGGUGUUCUCUUAGGUCCACCCACAGCUCCCAAGGAAUCCAACUAGAGUUGGACCGGGCCUGAGCAUUAGCUAACUUUUCGUGGUAUCUGCAGCAUCAAAUUUCAUGUACUUUUGACAGAAACCUGCACUGAACAGCUCCAACGCCAACCUCUGAGCCAUCAGUGCCCAGCCCAAGCCUUCACACUCCUACGCUGAAUAAGCAGGGCUAUCCAGCAGGUAGGUUUUUUUUUCAUCCCAAGAAGUCCUUAAUGAAAGCUCACAAGUUUCAUGCACGUGGCCCACAACAUCUGCAGCAGUUCUAACACACAAGCGUCUCCAAGAUAACACAGAAUGCUGAUGAAGACAAAGCCAGCCUAUGUCACUCGGCAGCAACCACCAGGGCCCUGCAGAUAGAGUAAUCCCAGUGCACACAGCACUGCCUGGCGCUCCACAAAUACAAUGAAAGAGUAUCUCUAUCAGAGACGUCCGUCCUGAGGAGGCCGGACAGCAGUCAGGAAAAUAAAAGAACUGAAUUGAAGCCUGUGUGCUGCUGUCUAGCACUACUUACAUUUGUACCACCCAUUCCCUGGGGAAAAUGACACAGAAUGCAAACAGGCCUCGUUGUUCAAUUAUUCAAGUAUUAAGAGAUGCACAGAAAAGACAUCUGAGAAACAUAACAUUUUAAUAGAUGAAAUAAAUACUCCAGUACAUGCAAGAUAAAAACUGACAUUGGAAAAAAAAAAAUUAAAAAUCACUUCUGUUAUAGUGUAA
Messenger RNA from Gallus gallus (chicken), 11032 nucleotides. RefSeq lists its product as uncharacterized. Lineage: Eukaryota; Metazoa; Chordata; Aves; Galliformes; Phasianidae. The record is from RefSeq and is a predicted model, not a curated record. The coding region runs from base 7671 to 8612 and encodes 313 amino acids. The transcript is spliced from 41 exons.